AUGAAUCACCUGCCAGAUAAAACCAACAAAACAGACAAAUUUAAUGAGCUGGUUAAAUUGAUGAAAACGAUAUUUAAAUCGACCAACACCAUCUAUGCAUGGGGUCAUUUACGUGCCGAACUGGAACCAUUUUCACACAGUGGCUUAUUUCAACUUUCCGAUAUUCCAGCAAAGGUAUUCAAUGUUCAACGUCGUUUUCGAGAUUGGUAUAAUGACCGACACCCACACACCGAAGAAUGUCAACGACAAAAAUCGAUCCACAACAACGAUGAUUACGACGAUUGUCUCUGUCCACGUACUCAUCGUCCAUACAAGGCAGCCGAUGACCAGUGGGGUCUUCAAAUGACCAUAGCACGAACAUUUGACCAAUAUUUAGAUAAAUCAAGCACAUUGGCAAAUUGGGCAGUUGGACUUGAUACGGCCUUGGGUGCUUAUAUGUCGCCACAAGAACGUGAACGAUUAAAAACAUACGCAGCGUACGACUGUUUGGCCGUAGAAAAAUUGAUUUAUCCGAUAUUCCAUGACUGGACAUUAGAACAAGUUUGA
This is a messenger RNA of Didymodactylos carnosus, 546 nucleotides long. The record is from the annotation of a GenBank genome assembly. Lineage: Eukaryota; Metazoa; Rotifera; Eurotatoria; Philodinida; Philodinidae.